GGAUUGGGGACUUUUAGCAAUGGGAUAGGAUGGUGUUGCUGCAGGGAUUUGAACAAACGUUUCAAUAUUGCAGUGUUACAGAGGGUGCAGGAGCAUUACAGGGGAAACAAAAACUAAUGAAAGCUGAGCUCAAAGUUCUCUGGAUCAAACUCUGAACUUUGUCCUCCCACAGUUUAUGAGGUUGACGCCCGAAUAUGUUCCGCUUGUUCAUUUGUGGAGAUGAGGAGUGCAGACGAUAUCAAGUAGAAACUGAAGGGCUCUGAUCGCUGCUGCUCUGUAUUACUCUUCCCGAAUUUUGGAUUUUCCUUUCUGGACUCUCUGGUAACAUUUUAGACAGCUACAACACAUCAUUCCACGGAUCUGCCGAUGCUGGAUUUCUGAAUUCCCAGAAUGUUUCUUCUGCUCCAGGUUCUCAUUUGGAUCUUUCAUGUGAUUCCUACAGAAACAGCGGGAGAUUUAGAGCUGAAGGGACCAUUAUCCCCCAUCACUGGGGUUGUUGGGGGCAGUGUGGUCCUGGACUGUGUUUUGGUCAUGACCAAAGUCCCAAAGAAUAUGGAGGUCCGCUGGAUCAACGUGGUCUAUGGCUAUAGCUCACCUGUCCACUUGUACACAGAAGGAGCAGACGCGUUGGCAUCCCAGCACUUGGUCUACAGAGGCCGAACUGAACUGUUUCUCGAUGAAGUGGCAAAGGGGAAUAUCUCUCUCAGGCUGAAUGAUGUCCGAGUCUCUGACAGGGGACAGUACAAGUGCUUCGUUGCUUCUGGCAUCAAGACCGAUGAGUUUGUACUCACGCUAGAUGUGACAGGUACAGGCCGCCAGCCCAGGAUCGAGAUAGAGGGCCAAACGGGUGAUGGCAUCAGACUGGGUUGCACAUCCGAAGGGUGGUACCCACAGCCGACUGUCCUGUGGGUAGACGGAGGUGGUGUGAACGUGACAGCCCAGCAGCAAACAACGUACCAGCCGGACCCUCAGGGGCUGUUCACUGUCAGCAGCUCCAUCGUGAUCCUCAAGCAGUCCCCCAACAAGUACAGUUGUGUCAUUAACAAUGUGAUCCUGAAGGAGACACAGGAGGCUCACAUCCAGAUCGCAGAUUCCUUCUUCCCCCAUGUUUCCCGAUGGGUGACAGCGUUCUGGAUCCUGUUUGCUCUGGUUGUUGCAGCAGUCACUCUCGCAGUGUGGUACCAUCGGAAAUUACUGAAUAAGAUUCAAGGCCUCAGGAAAUCUGAAGAUAAUCUUGAACGUCAAAGACUGCUGGAUGCAACUGAACUUGAGAAACUUCAGCAGAAGUUAGAGUGGAACAGGAUACAGAGUUAUGCAGCUCCAGCCUCUCUGACUCUGGAUCCGAACACAGCGCAUCCCCUGCUCAUCCUGUCUGAGGACCGGACCAGUGUGAGACUCGGAGACAAACUGCAGCCGCUCCCUGACUCCCCGGAGAGAUUUGAUUUCUGGCUCUGUGAUCUGGGAUCAGAGGGAUUCACAUCAGGGAGACAUUACUGGGAGGUGGAGGUGGGGGAGAAGACUGAGUGGUUUCUGGGAGUGGCCCGAGAGUCAGUGAAGAGGAAAGGGUGGAUCACCCCGAGCCCGGAGACUGGAUUCUGGAUUGUGGAGCUGUAUCCCGGAUGCGGUUAUUUAGCCGCCACCUCCCCCUCACGGACCCCCCUCUCCCCGAGUGUGAAUCCCCGGAAGAUCGGGGUUUUCCUGGACUAUGAAGGUGGACAGGUGUCAUUUUACAAUGCGGACACCAUGUCCCAUCUCCACACUUUCACCCACACUUUCACUGAGAGGCUCUUUCCCAUCUUCAAUCCGGGAUGGAAUGACGGCGGGAAAAACUCCGCCCCGCUGACAAUCUGCGGGAUUAAAGGGCACUGACAGAUCCAUCCCAUAAUUUCACCCCAUCCCCCUGCCUCCUGACAGCUGUAAACUGAUGGGGGUCGGUCUCAGUCUGGGGGAGAGAAGAAACAAAUAGAAGCUCAAUUGUAGAGAGGGACUGACUGGGUAGAAUGAGCUGUGAGCUGCAGGAACCCGGGGACCUUCCUGCCUGUAAUGUUGCUCCACAGGCGGGAGGUGGCGCUACAUGAUGGUGUUGGAGAUGAAUCAGUCAGUGGGUCUCAGACUGGGCUCAGGGGAGUCUUUCCAGGGGGGACACUAAAUCAUUUCACUGCAGGGUCAGUGGAGUCUUUCCAGGGGGGAGACCAAAUCAUUUCAUCGCAAGGCGGAGAGAGAAUAAUAUGUGGAGAAACGAUCGUCCUGUUAACUAUAAAUUUGCAGAAAUGAGAGUUAUUCCUGCAGGAGCAGCAGUCCCGCACACUUCCCGAAUUCUCAUUUUCAUGGUGCAGAGCUGAGAUUUACUUUCGGGAGGAGGGGAGGGGAGCUGGGAGGAGAACUGCUGUGAUAUUCAACUCUUCAGUUUGGAUCAGGCAGGGAGCUCGUCUCGUUCUUGCGCUGCCUUGACCACUGAGUGUUGUAUCUUGUUUCUGUUAAUUGGAUUUGUUCCUUGUAAUCAUAAUAAAAAUGUCAAAGAGA
Molecule: messenger RNA, 2523 nt
Organism: Hemiscyllium ocellatum (epaulette shark)
Lineage: Eukaryota; Metazoa; Chordata; Chondrichthyes; Orectolobiformes; Hemiscylliidae
Product: butyrophilin subfamily 1 member A1-like
Exons: 10
Coding region: 391-1869 (492 amino acids)
Molecular function (GO): protein binding
Source: RefSeq, a predicted model, not a curated record